CCAGGAGCUAAAGAUAGCAGUCCCCGGCUCGGAGUCCAAGUGCCACCGGGUAGCGGGGAGCCGCCAUGGCAAGGCAGCAUGCCCGGACGCUAUGGUACGACAGGCCCAAGUACGUGUUCAUGGAGUUUUGUGUUGAGGACAGCACUGAUGUCCAUGUGCUCAUCGAAGACCACCGUAUUGUGUUCAGCUGCAAGAAUGCGGAUGGAGUGGAGUUGUACAAUGAGAUAGAAUUCUAUGCUAAGGUGAACUCCAAGGACUCCCAGGAUAAGCGCUCUGCUCGCUCCAUUACUUGCUUUGUGAGGAAAUGGAAGGAGAAGGUAGCCUGGCCCCGACUCACUAAAGAGGAUAUCAAGCCAGUGUGGUUGUCUGUGGACUUUGAUAACUGGAGGGACUGGGAAGGGGAUGAAGAGGUGGAGCUGGCUCAGGUGGAACAUUACGCAGAGCUUUUGAAGAAGGUCAGCACCAAGAGACCUCCCCCUGGCAUGGAUGACCUGGAUGCACUUGAGUAUGGCUGCAUCAGAUGGCAGGAUAGGAGAGGAGUAGACUGGUGGGGCUCCUGACUUUCUACCAAUUGCCUGUAAUCUUUGUGUUUGGGCCAGUCAUCAGGGCUCUCUUUGAGUAUUCGAGCAUGUGUAUAUAUGUGGUGGAGCAAAAGCCAAAGAAGCAGCAGAUAGGUUAUAAUAAAUCUGUAAGAACUGUU
This is a messenger RNA of Callorhinus ursinus (northern fur seal), 700 nucleotides long. RefSeq names its product prostaglandin E synthase 3 like (gene PTGES3L). Gene Ontology annotation, biological process: chaperone-mediated protein complex assembly; protein folding. The record is from RefSeq and is a predicted model, not a curated record. Gene Ontology annotation, cellular component: nucleus; cytosol. NCBI's taxonomy places the organism in Eukaryota, Metazoa, Chordata, Mammalia, Carnivora, Otariidae. Gene Ontology annotation, molecular function: protein-folding chaperone binding; Hsp90 protein binding.